Molecule: messenger RNA, 2133 nt
Organism: Strongyloides ratti
Lineage: Eukaryota; Metazoa; Nematoda; Chromadorea; Rhabditida; Strongyloididae
Product: Zinc finger, C2H2 domain and Zinc finger C2H2-type/integrase DNA-binding domain and Zinc finger, C2H2-like domain-containing protein
Exons: 2
Coding region: 1-2133 (710 amino acids)
Biological process (GO): regulation of transcription by RNA polymerase II
Cellular component (GO): chromosome
Molecular function (GO): chromatin insulator sequence binding
Source: RefSeq, a predicted model, not a curated record
AUGAGUUUGUCGUUUGCUGUUGUUGAUGAAGAUCACAGUGAUCUAGUGAAUCAAGAGGAAAUACUUGAAGAUGAUGAAGGUAUUCCAAAACAAGAAGCUUUUGCUGAGAUUGUUAUUGGUGAAGAUGGUGAAACAUAUAUAAUAACACAUGAAGAUGCUCCAGAAAUUGAUAUGCAUUGUGUGAGUUCAAUACAAUUAGUAACUAAUGAACAACAAACUGUAGAACAUAUUGUUAUAAUAGAUGAUGGAACUUUAUAUGCUGGUGAAGGUCCUUAUUUUCAAUUGCAAGAGAAUUGUUUUGAAGGUGAUUUUAUUCCAGGGCAAACAAGAAAUAGAACUGUAAUGACAAGAGAGGAUGGUUCAUUAGAAGUUGUUUAUAUUGAUGAUAAUUUUCCAUAUGGUAUGCCAUCAUCAAAUCCAGGAUCAAGUGUAGGUGAUGAUGAGAUGUCAGCAACUACUGGUAAACAUCGACGUAAUCGUGUUGAAGGUAGUUGUAUGUGUCCUGAAUGUGGUCAAACAUUUAUUAACACUGCUAGAUUAGAAAGACAUUUAUCUGUUCAUCAAGUAUUUGGUUCAUUUCAAUGCCCUCUUUGUCAAAAAGGUUAUAAAUACGAGUAUAAUUUGUUUUAUCAUUGGAGAAAAACAUGUCGUGAUAUUCAUGAGAUUAUGUCAUUAGAAGAACGAAAGUCGUGUGAUGUUAAUCAAUUACGAAGAGUAGUUGAUAUGUUAGCAAAUGAAAAACAUAAAAGUAAUCCACAAGAUAAUAUACUUCCUAGGACGAUAUUAUACGCAAGUUCAAGUCAAUUAAAUCAUAGAGAAUCAGGAGAUUCAAGAUUAAAAGGAAAAAUAGAUUGUAGAUCAUGUGGUGUAUUAGUUCCACCAAAUCAUUUUGGAAGACAUUUAUCACUUCAUAAAGGUGAUGGUUUAGUUGAUGUUAGAUCGCCAUGUGGCGGAUUUUUUUGUGAUCUCUGUGGAGUUAUUUUCAAAUUUCACCAUAAUUUAAUAAAACAUUGGAGGACGAAUUGUCCUACCAUUCAACAAGGUUUUGAACAUGGUUAUAUUGAUCAUUUUACAAUGGAUAAUGACAAUCUUAAAAAAAUGGUUCAAAGUUUAUUAAAAAGAGUCGUGAAUAGUCAGAUGUUACGUGAAAUGGAGGCAGACUAUGCAACAGCAAGAAGUAUUCAAAGUUUAAAUGAUCCAUAUCAUCAAGAUGUUUAUUUUCAAGAUCAUUUAUUUGAGACAAGACAAAGUGGAAGAAUGGAGGAUGAUGAACAUCUUGCUCAUAGAUAUAUUGACUCAUCAAGUGGAAAAGUUUAUUUUGCUAAUGGAAAUAUUUCGGUUCAGUGUCCCGAAUGUUUUAGGUCUUUUGCUUCACAACAACGUUUAGAUCGUCAUUUACAAGGAUAUCAUCGAGGUGAAGGAACACAUCAUUGUGUUUUAUGUGGUCAUCGAUUUAAAUAUGAUUAUUCUUUGUUAUUUCAUUAUCGUAAAACAUGUCCAUUUUCAAAUGCACAUAUUGAACAAGCUGUUCGUGAACAAUCAUCUGCAGCUGAAUUAAAAAAAUUGGUACGUGAGGUUGCAGCAAAAAUGGUAAAUGAUACAUCAAAAGUUCCACAAAUUGAAAUAAAAGAUAUUGUUGAAGAUGAAUCAAAAAUUCAUCGUGAAAUGAUGCGUUUUCCAAUGCCUAAUGAAUCAAAUGUACCGCCACCUUUAAUAAUGCAAAAUAAAGAUCUUGAAAAUUCUAAAGCUUGCCCUGUAUGUAUGAUAAAAUUUGCAGGUGAAAAAGUUCUUGAAAUGCAUAUUAGUCAGGCACAUAAAGGUUAUCAGGAAAGUGAUCAUUUAAUAGAGGAGGUGAAAAGUGAAGAUAUAGUAGUUAGGAGUAAAGAUACUGAAACAAAGGAGGUUAAUUUUCUUUCAGGCCCACCUCCAAGAAGUAUAAAUAAAUAUUCAAAAUGUAAAGUAAUUGAUAUGAGGGAUAGUAGAAAGAAAAUAGAUGAGAGUGAUGAAACUUUAGUUGUACCUAAAGAUAGUGAAAAUGAAGUUCAGUUGGAAAAAGAUAUGCUAAUGAAGGAAGAACAAAAUAGUUUUAUUGCUCCACCUCCACCGAGAAGAUUUAGGAAAACUUCAAAAUAA